GCGCAGGCGCAGUGGGGCCUCGGCCCCCUUCUAGGUGGGACGCGUCAGGGAGAGACGGGUGUGCGCGGCGGUUUCUUGCGCAGGCGCAGUGCGCGGGUGGCUCGUGAAGGGGCUUCCUGGGCCGGGCGGCGCCCCCUCCCCCCGCGUGGCCCGAGACAGCUUGCGGAGCCAGCCAAGCCCAGCAGGCCUCACGGAGCCAUGGAGAAGUUUGGCAUGAACUUUCGGGGUGGCCCGAGUAAAAGGGACCUCCUGGAGAUGGUUGAGUUGCAGAAGAAGCAGCUCCUCCAGUACCAGGCGCGCCUGAAGGACGUUGUCCGGGCUUACAAGAGCCUCCUCAAGGAGAAGGAAGCCCUGGAAGCCAGCCUGAAAGUCCUGUCGGUCUCGCACAUGGCGGACUCUGGCCGUAGCAGUGGUGUGGCUCACCCUGUGGCCAACUCUUCCAGCCCCGAGCUGAGCGAGGACCGGAGCUCUGUGCACAGCGAGGACAGCGCAGGGACGGCUCCCAGCCUGGCCAGUGUCAGGGGUGACCUGGGGGUUGAGGAGGAGGGGGCAGCCAUGGCAGCAGCCUCACCCUCAAAGCUGGAGGAGACCAACAGCUCGGAAAGUGGCAUCAGUUCCGGCAGCAGUGGGGAGUUGCCCUUGGGUGGCACUGGCGAGGCCGACAGGAGGAUUCUUCAGCUGAAGACGCAGCUGGCCACGCUGACCAGCGCCUUGGCCACGGUUACCCAGGAGAAGUCCCGCAUGGAGGCCUCCUACCAGGCGGACAAGAAGAAGAUGAAGCAGGAGAUGGAGAACGUUGGCAGGAAGGCUGAGGAAGAGAGGAGGCGCCUGGAGUCUGAGGGAAAGGAAGUCCAGGAGCAGCUGGCAGAGACCAAAGCCCGCCUCAUCGCCCAGCAGCAUGACCGGGCACAGGAGCAGAGCGACCACGCCAUCAUGCUGCGUGAGCUGCAGAGGCUGUUGCAGGGCGAGAGGGCCCUGCGGCAGGAGGUGGAGCUGAGCCUGGAGGAGGCCCGGGAGGCCCUGGCCGGGAAGGCAGACGCAGCAGAUCGGCUGGAAGACUCCGAGCGCUGGGCCAAGCAGCUGGCCCGAGAAGCGGAGGAGCUCAAGCAGGAGCUGCUCGCCCUGCGGGAGGAAAGCAGCCAGCCUGACCCACAGCUGCAGGAGCUGCAGGCCGAGAUGGCCACCCUCAGGAGCCACUUCCAGGCCCAGCUUCUGCAGGAGAUAAAGAAGGUGGCUCAAGCGGAGGAGCGUGUCCAAAUGGAGGAGCAGCGAGUUGCCAGCUUGGAGGCCCAGAUUUCAGAGGCGUCUGAGCUUCUGGGCACCUCUGGAAAAGCCAAGCAGAAGGACCAGGUGACUAUCCAGAAGCUGAAAGACCGCCUAGCCCAGCUAGACCUGGAGAACAAGACCCUGGCCAUGGCUGCCUCUGGCCGCUCCCCGCUGGACACGGCCUUUGAGGAGAGCAGCCUGGAUGUCAACGUGCUGAAGGACAGGAUGGAGAAGCUGAAGCGGCUGCUGCUGCAGGUGGCGGCCAAGAGCAGCCCAUCCCCCCAGGACAUCGAGGUUCUCUGUGCCACGGAGCUCCCCAAAGGCACGGAGGCCGGCGACGGUGAGAAGGCCACUGCCGCGUACUAUCAGCAAGAGCUGAAGCAGCUGAAGGAGGAGUUUGAGAGGUACAAGCUGAGGGCCCAGGUGGUCCUCAAGAGCAAGUCGGCCAAGGAUGGGAGCCUGGCCAAGGAGCUGGAGGACACUCGGGAGCAGCUGGCAGAGCUGAAGGAGAAGUACGUCUCCCUCCGGCUCUCCUGCGAGGAAGCGGCUGCGCGGCACCAGCGGGAGACGGAGGCCCAGAAGCAGGAGGUGGCUCGCCUGCAGCAGCUCCACAGGCAGGACCUGGAGAGGUACCAGCUGGGCUGCCAGGAGAAAGUCCUCCGGCUGGAGGAGGAGAUGCACAAGCAGCGCGACCGAGCCCUGGCCGUCUUGGCAGAGAAAGGCCAGGAGCUGGAGCAGCUGCGGGGCCUGAUCUUGCCACCUUGCGGGCUCCCCCAGGGCCCCAGGCCGUGCCUCCUGGCACCAGGGCCUCGUGGCAGCAGGAGUGGCAGUGGCGGCAGCAGGGACUUGUUGGGGGAUGACAGCGAGGACGGCUCUUUGGAGAACCUCACCCAGGCGCUGCACCUCACUGCCCCCAAAGAGCCCACCUUCCUCUUGUACACGGAGCAGCUGGCCCGUAAGGAAGUGGAGGUCUCAGCCCUGAAGAAGCAGAAACACAGCGUGGAAGUGGCCAUUCGGCGGCUCCAGGAGAGGCUCUUGGAGGAGGGAGAGAAGCACCAGGAGGAAGUGUCGGCUCUCCAGGCCCACCUCCAGAAGAAUGCCCGGGACCAGAGCAGGGAGGGGGCCAACCUGGAGUACCUCAAGAACAUUUUCUACAGGUUUCUGACCCUGACAGACUUGCUGGGCCGGCAGCAGACCCUGACGGCCAUCUUGACUAUCUUGCACUUUAGUCCAGAGGAGAAGCAGGCUGUCCUGAGCCACUUGAGCGGCAGUAGCAGCUGGUGGCUUUCUGGGAAGAGGUGAGAGCCCCCUGCUCCUCUGGGCAACGAGUCAAAGGGGCAGGCUGCCUACCUGCCUGCCCGGAGCAUGCCGGUAGCUGCCCCUGUGCCACUGAGGGAGGGUGAGCCUGCUGCUGGCAUUCCUUCUUCCAACAACUACAGUCGCCGAAGCAUCUUUUUGGGACAGAUGUCUCUCCUGCCAACCCAUCAACGAGAGUCAUUACUUAAAAGGGGCAUCAGUUUGGGAUACUGGGGGAUUUUUAAUCAAGUAUUUUUAUAUAGAUAAUAUUUUUGCCAAACGCAAAUGGAGAAAUUCUGUGGACUGUGAUUGGGGUUUUUUUCCCUGCUCCUAAAAUUGCGAAUAAAAAGACCAACCAUCUAA
Messenger RNA from Rhineura floridana, 2925 nucleotides. RefSeq names its product GRIP and coiled-coil domain containing 1 (gene GCC1). The coding region runs from base 199 to 2568 and encodes 789 amino acids. Lineage: Eukaryota; Metazoa; Chordata; Lepidosauria; Squamata; Rhineuridae. The transcript is spliced from 3 exons. Gene Ontology annotation, cellular component: Golgi apparatus. The record is from RefSeq and is a predicted model, not a curated record.